Gossypium raimondii (Peruvian cotton) is the source of this 971-nucleotide messenger RNA. RefSeq names its product protein DCL homolog, chloroplastic. Gene Ontology annotation, cellular component: chloroplast. The record is from RefSeq and is a predicted model, not a curated record. Gene Ontology annotation, biological process: chloroplast organization; chloroplast rRNA processing. The coding region runs from base 140 to 760 and encodes 206 amino acids. Lineage: Eukaryota; Viridiplantae; Streptophyta; Magnoliopsida; Malvales; Malvaceae. The transcript is spliced from 3 exons.
AAAAAAAGUGAAAAGAAAAAAAAUUGGCUUGAGCCGGUCCAAGUUGGUCAUGUUCUUAAACACGGCGUCGCAUCGACUCGAUCCCUAGGAAAAAGACGACGAAUUAAGUCAUCCUCAGUUACGCCCCCACACUUGAGCCAUGGCUGCUCCUCUGCUUCGUAAAGGCAUCCCACUGCUCCGCCUUCGGCUGCAACGAUACAACCUUCUUGCAGCUGGAAUCCCACCGUCUCCUCGUCGUCCUUGGUGCGCUGCUGCAGAGUCGACUGGGCUCGAAGAGGAGGUGUCCUCCGCGGAGAAGAGCAGUGCGGUGCCUAGCGUGAGGGACCCGAAGAAGUACCAUAUGUUGGAUGAUCCUGAUUACAGGAAAUGGAAGGAUAAGGAGGAAGAGAUUCUUCGUGACAUCCAGCCUAUCAUUUCGCUCGCUAGAGAGAUUCUUCACUCUAAUAGGUAUAAGGAUGGGGAAGGAUUAACUGUUGCAGAUGAGGAAGCUGUAGUAGAUAUGCUUCUUCGUUAUCAUCCACAUUCUGAAGAUAAAAUUGGAUGUGGACUUGAUUCUAUUAUGGUCGAUCGACAUCCUCAAUUUAGAUGGACAAGAUGUCUCUUUGUUGUUAGAACUAAUGGUGGAUGGAUAGAUUUCUCAUACCAUAAGUGUCUUCGAGCGUACAUUCGAGAUAAGUACCCAUCCCUUGCAGAAAGAUUUAUUGGAGAGCAUUUUAGGCAUCGACGCCUUCAUGUGAAAAGUUGGCCACAAGACGCCUAAGUUGCUAAGUAUAGAAAGGAAAACAAAUAACCUACUCUUAGUAUAUUCCUAAUUAGAAGAAUUUAUUUUUCUUUUGUUUUUUUUUUUUUUUUUUGUAUUUCACUUCAAAGUUCUUAAUUUUAGUUUCCUAUUUUACAUGAAUAUUGUCCAAUGUAACCUCAUAAAUAGAGGGCAAUUUAUAGUAAUAAAAUAAGACAAAUCAUUCUAAUUA